Molecule: messenger RNA, 1632 nt
Organism: Cloeon dipterum
Lineage: Eukaryota; Metazoa; Arthropoda; Insecta; Ephemeroptera; Baetidae
Gene: ArfGAP1
Product: ADP-ribosylation factor GTPase-activating protein 1
Exons: 9
Coding region: 98-1282 (394 amino acids)
Biological process (GO): regulation of endocytosis; regulation of ARF protein signal transduction
Cellular component (GO): Golgi membrane
Molecular function (GO): GTPase activator activity
Source: RefSeq, a predicted model, not a curated record
CCUCCUUCGCGCCAAAUCCAUUCAAAACGAGGCCAGUUUGACGUCAUCAGCGCUGCAGCAGGUUGAUGAUUACGUCCCAGCUGCUGUGUUGGUUGACAUGGCAAGUCCUCGCACUCGGAAGGUGCUUCAAGACCUUAAAAUCAGGGAUGCAAAUGGGAAAUGCUUUGAGUGCGGGACGUACAACCCCCAGUGGGUGUCUGUGACCUAUGGGAUUUGGAUAUGCCUCGAGUGCUCUGGCAAGCACCGAGGACUUGGCGUCCACCUUUCGUUUGUGCGUUCCAUCAGCAUGGACAAGUGGAAGGACAGUGAACUGGAGAAGAUGAAGGUGGGAGGAAAUCAGAGGGCGAGAGAGUUUUUCGACACUCAAGAUGAUUGGGACGAAACCCUGAGCAUCCAGCAGAAGUAUAAUACAAAAGCAGCGGCCCUUUAUCGUGACAAGAUCUCCACCUUGGCGCAGGGGCUUCCAUGGGAUGAGGCCAGUUCUCCAGCCCAAAAGUACAGUAGCGGCAUUGUCAAUUCAAGCUCGCAGCGAUCUCUAAAGCAAAGCUCUGAGUCUAGUGGUUACAACAGCUACCAGAGUGAUUUCUCUGGUGGGUACCAAGGAGCAGAACAGAACUAUCAAUCGCCGGAAUUCCAAGACCAGAAACAAGCAUUUUUCAACCGAAGGCAAGAGGAAAACGCCUCAAGGCCAGAUCACUUGCCACCAUCUCAAGGUGGAAAAUACUCAGGGUUUGGUUACACCAUGGAUCCACCACCAAGAAGCUCAUCACAAGAAUUUUUUGGCAGUGCCAUGGGCUCUCUAGCUUCUGGGUGGUCCGUAUUUUCAUCAUCUGCUUCCAAAGUGGCCAGUAAAGCUACAGAAAAUGCCUUAAAGAUAGGGUCAGUGGCGACUCAGAAGGUGUCUGAAAUCGGUGCUACGGUUGGUGAAAAGGUCAAGGAAGGUAAACUGCUUGAAGACGUAGGCUCGCAAGUUACCACCUUAGCUUCCAAGAUGGGCGAGCUAGGUAAAAAAGGUUGGACCGACAUUGGCCGAGUUCUUUCCCCCAAUUCAGAGCAGCCGCCUAGCAAUUUUGACCCUUAUCAGAACUCCACAUCAUCUCCAACGUCGCCACGCAAUGAAAAAUCUUCCCUCACCGAAGGGGGCAGCACUCGAAAAUACGAAGAAGAGCAGGGCUGGGAUGACUGGGGCGAGUCCCCGGUAAAGUCAAACGGCGUGACAAGUGGGUCCAAGAGUAAACCCGGAGAUGACUGGGGCAACAAAUGGGAUGAUGCCGGCUGGUAGUGAGCUGCAUCCCUGAAUGUUCACGUUUUGCAGCGGCCAACUGAUUACAGAGCUACAUUAUUUAAAAUUAAUACUUGUGAUGAAAUUCGCUGGUUGAAGCAAGUUUUUGACAUUAAGGAAAUAGUUUAAUCUGGUUUUGAUUUGAAUUAUUUGUUAUGCUGACUCUUUGCUUGAGUCGCAUUGCAAUCUCUCUACGGUGUUAUCAAAUCGAAAAUAAUUAUUACAUAUUCUCCGCUCCAUUCCUCUCUUUCUCUUCGUCCGAAGGUCCAAAAGUGACUUAUACCUAUAGUGAAUGUAUUGAAAAUGUCAAAAAUUAUAAACAAUUAAAAAAUUUCUGAGCGCACACUAAA